GAACCGAGUGGUUCGGUUCGACGGCAUCUUAAAUUGGGUUUUUUUAUUUUUUUUUGGCCGAAAAGCAUAUUAAAUUGAUGGAAUCAGAAGUUGCUUAGUUUUCUGGAAACUUUGGGUUUCGAAACCUCGAAUGAAGAUGAAGAAUUUCUCCGUCGUUGUUUUCACUCUUCUUCUGCUUUCUGCGUUUUGCGAUUUGGGUCUUUGUAGAGGAGAUGAUUUCCUAAGGAUGAAACUCGGAGGCUUUCACGAUUGCAAGGGCACCCAGAACAGCGCCGAGAUCGAAAGUCUUGCACGGUUCGCUGUUCAAGAGCACAACAAGAAAGAGAAUGCCCUGGUUGAGUUUGCAAGGGUGUUGAAGGCUAAGGAACAGGUGGUUGCUGGUAAAAUCUAUUAUCUUACUUUGGAAGUGAUUGAUGCGGGUAAGAAGAAGAUAUAUGAAGCCAAAGUAUGGGUGAAGCCAUGGCUGAACUUUAAGCAGUUGCAGGAAUUCAAGCAGGCAGAGGAAGGUCCUUCCUCGUUUACCCCUUUAGACCUUGGUGUCAAAAGAGCUUAUCAUGGAGAAGGAUGGCAAGCAGUGCCAACUAAUGAUCCUGAGGUCCAAAAUGCUGCAAAUCAUGCUCUUAAGUCCAUUCAGCAAAGAUCCAACUCAUUGUUCCCAUAUGAGCUUACAGAAAUCUUGAAUUCUAAGGCCAAGGUUGGCAUCUCGGCAUUUGCUUUCUUCCCAACCAGCCUCUCCGUUUAGUUUGGUUUUAUUUUUUAUAUAUUUGGUAACUAUUACUAUAUUUAAAUAUCAGAAUUCAAUAUAAAAAUUGGAAUUUAUU
This is a messenger RNA of Rubroshorea leprosula, 821 nucleotides long. Lineage: Eukaryota; Viridiplantae; Streptophyta; Magnoliopsida; Malvales; Dipterocarpaceae. The record is from the annotation of a GenBank genome assembly.